AUGUGUAUUUAUGCAGGGGGAAAGUUGGUUCACUGGAAAAGCAGUAAACAAAAAUUAAUUAGUAAAUCUACAUUCACCGCUGAACUAUAUUCAUGUAUUUCUGCAGUAGAGUAUACAGUCUAUGUGAAGAAAUUUCUAGGAUUUUUUAUAUCAAGAUUAAACAAACCAGUACUGUGUAAAGAUAAUGUGCCUCUUUAUAAGUCACUUCAAAAAGACUUUGGUUAUACAAGUAAAGCCAAAGCUACUGCAAUAAAUUUUUUAUAUUUAAAAAAUAAACUUAAUAAUCUUGUACUAAAAGUAGUUUCAACUGAUCUUAUGAAAACUGAUUCACUAACGAAAGUUUCAAAUAAACUAAAGUCUUUAUUCGCAAGGGAAGUGUCAUGA
Molecule: messenger RNA, 384 nt
Organism: Strongyloides ratti
Lineage: Eukaryota; Metazoa; Nematoda; Chromadorea; Rhabditida; Strongyloididae
Exons: 1
Coding region: 1-384 (127 amino acids)
Source: RefSeq, a predicted model, not a curated record